Messenger RNA from Fonticula alba, 1242 nucleotides. RefSeq lists its product as hypothetical. Gene Ontology annotation, cellular component: precatalytic spliceosome. The record is from RefSeq and is a predicted model, not a curated record. Bases 97 to 1242 code for a protein of 381 amino acids. The transcript is spliced from 5 exons. Lineage: Eukaryota; Rotosphaerida; Fonticulaceae.
CCCCUCUUUGGUCCCUUUCCUUCUUGCCUCCCCCCUCUCUCCAUAUCUAUCUUCCCCUCUCCUUCCGCUGCUGCUCUUUGUCGCUUAAAGUAGAUCAUGGUGUACAUCCGUGCCGAUCGCAUGGACCUCUCCCAAAAGAGCUACCAUGGCACCAAUCCGAUGAACCUCAUUCCCAAGAUUAUGCGCGAGCGCAUCUUCAACUCUCUCUAUUGGAAGGAACGCUGUUUCGGCCUGAACGAUGCCGAUGUUGUUGAUCGGGCCGCCGAGAUCACACACAUUGGUGGGACCUAUGGCCACACCAAUACCGCCACUCCCUUUAUCUGCCUCGCACUGAAGCUGCUCCGGUCACCCAAUCGCGAGACCCUCAUCGCAUUCAUCGACCAGACGCACUUCAAGUACCUUCGUGCCUUGGGGGCCUUUGUCUUCCGCCUGAUUGCCCCCUCGGCCGACAUCUACAACUAUCUGGAGCCGCUGCUGAUCGACUUGCGCAAGCUACGCAUGCGGAACCAGGAGGGCGAGUUUUACCUCAGCUUCCUGGACUCCUUCGUGGAUGAGCUGCUCACGGAGACCCAUGUCUUGGGCGUUCCAAUGCCCACCCUGGUGCAGCGCCACGUGCUCGAGGCCGCCGGCACCCUUCGCCCUCGGGACUAUCCUCUUUACGGCGAGGAGGAGGAGGAGGCUGAGCGGGCCUCUGCCACCGGAGCUGGCGCUCUUGCCCAGGGCGACGACGUCGACAGACGACGGGAUGCCUCGCCACCAGCCCGGCGCCCGGGCUCUGAUGACCGAAAUUCGGAGCGCUCGGGAUCCGGCCGCUCGCGCCUGUUCAAGCCGCUUCCCCGGGACGAUCGGCAGUCUGGCGACCGCGGCCGGAGUCGUAGCCGCAGCCGCAGCCGCAGCCGGGACCGUGGCCGGAGUCGACGCGACCGCAGUCGCAGCCGGAGCCGGGACCGCGGCCGGAGUCGGCGCGACCGAAGCCGCAGCCGUAGCUGGGAUCGUGGCCGCAGUCGGCGCGACCGAAGCCGCAGUCGCAGUCGCAGUCGUGACCCCCCUGGCUGGAAUGCUCGGGGGAGCAGGGACGACAAUCGGCCCGAUCGAUAUGAUCGGCGCGAGCGCAGUCGUAGUCCCCAUCGCCCUGGCGACCGGCAUAGGCAGCGCAACUACAGCCGUAGCCGAAGCCGCAGUCGCAGUCCCUUCGGUCGUGGGACAGACAGGCGAUCCACCAGCCGUAGUCGCAGCCGGUGA